Molecule: messenger RNA, 6237 nt
Organism: Sphaeramia orbicularis (orbiculate cardinalfish)
Lineage: Eukaryota; Metazoa; Chordata; Actinopteri; Kurtiformes; Apogonidae
Gene: mbnl1
Product: muscleblind-like splicing regulator 1
Exons: 17
Coding region: 1498-2745 (415 amino acids)
Biological process (GO): regulation of RNA splicing
Cellular component (GO): nucleoplasm; cytoplasm
Molecular function (GO): metal ion binding; RNA binding
Source: RefSeq, a predicted model, not a curated record
UCUCCUCACUGUCAUCACCACACUCUCUAAAUACGACAAAGGAGAAAUUACAGACUGCUGUCUCUCGCCUCUGGUCGUCGUCUUCCUCUGAGCAAGACAAAUGCAGAAGCGAGCAUGAGCUGCUACAGGAGAAAGGUCUCUUGAGAAAUAUCAGGAAAAGGGAGAGGGAAAAGGGGACAACAAUGAACUCCAGCUGGACAUGAACUUGGAACGUCAACACUGAAUGCAUUUCAGCCCCGACCAAGCCUUUGUACCUGCUGAGAAGGUUCUGAAGUUCCUUAGUGUAACCAGGAAUGCAGUAGUGCCACUUCCAGACCGCAGUGUCCAGGGAGCCCUAAAAAGGGAAGGAGUCUCACUCUGAUUUCUGGCAGCUCAUGGAGGAGGCGAGGCUAAAUUAGGCCUGGUUUCAUUGACUUCCAAUCCCCCGAGUCCCAGCAGCCUGGCAGAGGAGGGAGGCCGGAUGGUGCUCAGGGCCUCUGAUGCUCCCUCAGAGCUUCUCCACACACUGCUUGUCAGAGACAGGUGCUGAGUGCUGCUGAGUGUUACUGUGCGUGUGGGCUCCAGGGGGCUGGUUCAACAUUCCUGUGAUAGUUUGAUAGACACAAUCCUUUGGGGAGAAAGCGGAGGAGGCCAAAUGACCACACCAGCCUCAAUGAGGAAGAACUGAGGGGGAAGUGCCUUCCCUGAUGUCUGCUGCAGCUUUGACCUGCUUCUACAGCUGAAGCUCCACCCUCCCUCCCCCCCGCCUUGCUCGCUUGCUGCCUCAGUAACCUGAGUACAAGGACAGCGACCACACCCUCCUCGCAGCCAACGCUCCGACCCGCCCGUCCAUCCACUCUCAUCACCAUCCACUCCUCGCAGCCGGGCUCCAGCCUCUGCUCUCCUCACCAGACGGCCCUGCUGCCAAGUGCUCUCCACCAGCUGACCAGCCUUACCACAGCAGCCCCACACACCACCAGGCCCUCGCAGUAUCUCACCCACCUUGCCUUUAACCUUCGCCUUCGACCCUCUAAGCCUCCAUUCGGUCCUCAGUGCCCUUAACCUUCCUGUAGCAGGCUACACACAGACUAUCACCUUUGUUGCCUGCUUCACUGCACCUAACCAGAGGGCUUUGAGUUUGUUCUGCCUGUUUGCCGCCCUGUGUAUACUGUUGAUGAGACCACUGUGUGAGCAAUAAACUGAAGAGUGGCGACUGAAUUGCUCGGCAUCACCUGGGUAUAAUCACUUCAUCAGUGGUUGAUUGAUCAGGAAAAUGGCCCAGUAACAUCCGCAGUGAAUUGUCGUCCUGCAACAUUUCAGAUUGGACAAGCAGCCCUGUCAAUCAACAGGAACUUUUUUUUUAAGUUUCAUUUCACCUCCAGUCACAGCUAUCCCAGACAGUAACACCACCGACAAAUACACAAAAAAAAAAAACGACUUCAAAGUUGUGGAUUAAAACACUAGAGGUACUUUAAUCACACUUGAACAGUUUGGAAUACUUUUUGCCAGCAAGUUGCCAUGGCAAUGAACAUAGCACACAUCCGUGACACAAAGUGGCUGACACUGGAGGUAUGUAGGGAGUUUCAGAGGGGCACGUGCUCACGCUCCGACCAGGAGUGCAAGUUCGCUCAUCCGGCCAAGAGCUGUCAGGUGGACAACGGACGGGUCAUCGCAUGUUUCGAUUCCCUCAAGGGCCGCUGUUCCAGAGAGAACUGCAAGUACCUGCACCCUCCUCCCCACCUAAAAACCCAGCUGGAGAUCAAUGGCAGGAACAACCUGAUCCAGCAGAAGAACAUGGCCAUGCUGGCCCAGCAGAUGCAGCUCGCCAAUGCCAUGAUGCCUGGCACACAGCUACCACCAAUGCCCAUGUUCUCUGUGACGCCAGGCCUGACCACCAAUGCCAGUGCAGCAGCAGCAGCUGCAGCCGCAGCCUUUAAUCCCUACCUGAGCCCAGUGUCACCAGGCCUGAUGCCGCCCGAGAUCCUGCCCAGCACCCCUGUCCUCAUGGCCUCCAGCCCCACCGUCAGCCAAGUUCCCAACGCUGCCGCUGCUGCAGCACAGAAACUGCUGAGAACAGACAGACUUGAGGUGUGUCGAGAGUAUCAGAGAGGUAACUGCUCUCGAGGGGAAAACGACUGUCGCUUUGCCCACCCCGCAGACAGCACCAUGAUAGACACCAAUGACAACACAGUCACCGUGUGCAUGGACUACAUCAAGGGUCGGUGCUCUCGGGAAAAAUGCAAGUACUUCCAUCCGCCAGCCCACCUGCAGGCCAAAAUUAAGGCUGCUCAGCACCAGGUGAACCAGGCCACAGCCGCCGCGGCCAUGACUCAGUCGGCUGUCAAAUCACUGAAGCGACCCCUCGACGCAACCUUUGACCUGGGCAUCGCCCCUAGUGUCAUGGCUCCCCUGCCAAAGCGGGCAGCCCUGGAGAAGGCCAACGGGGCCUCUGCCGUGUUUAACACUGGCAUGCUCCAGUACCAACAGGCCCUGGCCAGCAUGCAGUUUCAGCAGCAGGCUGCUUUCCUUCCAUCAGGCUCAAUAUUGUGCAUGACACCUGCAGCCAGUGUUGUUCCCAUGAUGCACGGUGGUACUCCGGCCACUGUGUCUGCAGCCACCACAUCUGCCACAAGCGUUCCCUUCGCAACUGCCUCCACCAAUCAGGACUCUUCCUUAUCAAAGUUGACUACCAACGAAUACAUGCAAUUGAUUCCAAUAAUAUCUGCAGAUCAUCUGAGUAGUCACAAGUACUUGACUCAAAUGUAGUUCCUCUCAAGAACAAUCAAAUGAAUGUGUGCUGGCACCGUCCAAGCCAAAAGAGUUCAGCCUUUAUGUACAUAACCUUCAGAAUGUCAAGCAAUGGGACGAGGAGGGUCUGCCAUCUCUUAGCCGGUCCACAACGAUGGUCUCAUCACACGUGUAAACAUCAAGAGUGCAACACAUGAUCUGUGCCAUCAGCCCACAUAUCAACGUCAAGAAGACUUUGUUGUCAAAUUCAGCGUCCAGCCGAGAGAGGAGAAUAUCUUGGUGCCAGGGUCAGUGUGCCUCUCCCUCUGUGAGAAAGGUUCACAUUAGACCUCUGUGUCUGACUAAACCAUAGCAGUCUAUUCGUUCUAAUCCUUACCAUUACUACACACACAGAAGGUCAAGAGUGUGUUGCACAAAGUAACACUCAGUGCUGGUACGUUAGUAGACCAAGACUUUUCUUUCCUUUUAUAUUUUUUCUGCUUUAUUUUUUUUAAUUAAUAGCCAUAUUUCAUAGUUUACAAGUGAAAUGCGAACAUGCACCUUGAAUUUGAAUUUAAAUCUGAAAGGCACAAUAAUUUUAACAGGAAUUUUACUCGCCAAAAUAAUUAGGCAUGUACAGUAUUGUGUUUUUACGGCUACUAGUGAAACUAGAUGUUGAAAUGAGGGUCUUGGACAUAUGAAUGUUCUGGGUAAACCAACAUACCUGUGUACCUUGAAAGCACAGCCAGGCUAGCUUUUCUCACCUUGUGAUGUGCCAUCAAGGCCAUACAGCUAAAACCAGAGUGUUAUCUCAGCAGUGUUAUUUGUUUACCGAAGGUAAAAGUUUUGUAUGGCUCUUUUUGUAUUAUUUUGUUUUCAGAAUCUCCAUUGUGUGUUUUAUUUUUUACUUUUUUCAUUUCUUUAAUUAAUCAGUUUUAGAAGUGGGGUUCUUGCCAAAAUUUUGAUGUCUUUACUUUGAAAAUGGAGGGUUUUUCUAUAGUUUGUCAUAAAUCUUUUCCAUUGCCUAGAGUAAGUGUUGUUUUUUUAUCCAAAGGAAUAAUUUGUUGCUCUAGUCCAUUGACUCUAAAGCCUGGUGAAGUAGAGGGUGUUGCUUCAGUUGACAUUGUGUUACAGUGUUCCCCCUUUUCUAAAGAGGUGUAACUCAAACUGUGUCUGUAAGAAGCACUGUUGAGCCAUGUGUUGAUGGAAAUCACAAACAAUGGACCUGAAGGUCUACUAGGUCAUUCUAACCACAUGUGCACUUGGACGAUUGUUGGUCUGGUCCCCUUUUUCUAAUUUCACAACCGCCCCAUGUGAACUUUCACUCUUGAGGAAGUAACAACAGAUUAGACUUUUGUUCCCCAGCAAAACACGUAGGUCGACAUUCACGUGUAGAUCUGACCACAGAAACCAAAGCACAGUUUUUCUGUCAAUCGUAUUUGCAGAAAGUUACAGAAGCAUCUCUCAUAAGGCGAAAACAAUUAAGGAAACAUGUUUAUCAUCUUUCAUCUUAGUUAUUUGAUCACGUAUCUUUUCUGUGUUCACAGAGGUGUGUAGUGCGUCUUUACCGAUUGUAAUGUACCUAACAAAGCCUUAGAUUACUGUUAAUGGGUCUCAGCCCAAUCAAAUGUACUUUCAAUCACCAUGCAGGUAAAGAACACCAAUGAUGUUUUAUAGUUCGGUCACAUGCCGCUUAUGAUUUUUUUUCUUUCUCUUUAUGUAAAAGUAACAAUUACUCUUAAAUUUCAUUGAACUUAUGUGUUAUGUACUACUUAAGGAUUUGAAUCUAUUUGAGGUAUGUAGUUGUAGAUUUUUUCUUUUUUGCCUUACUAUAUAUUACUUGACAACAUUGAUAUAGCUGUUGUAGAUUUUGAGGUAGUAUGACAUUCAUAACUUUUUCAAACCAUAUAGAAGAUAAUGUGUUGAGUCAGUUUUAAAUAUUCACUUCAUUCAUAUAGCUGGAUGUCUUUUCAGUUGAUGUUACAUUGUCAGAUAAUUUUGCUGAUGAAAGACGUUUUUGAUACAAGGAAUGAGAUCAAUUAAUUUGCUGCAUCUGCAGCAUCUCUGAGUAGACAAAAAAUAUAAUGCUCUAACCAACAUAAUUUUCCUUGUAACAUGUCGAGAUCAUGUUUGAAAAUAUAUUGUAUUGAAAAUAUAGAUUGUCCAUGUUUUAGAGUAAAAAUUAUUUUCUACUGUAUCCAUUUCAAAAAGAUAUGUACAAGAUUAUGUUUGUUUGAAUAUUUCUUAAGUUUGCCCUGAAUGUCAGGCCAAAAUGAGCAGUGAGAUUGACGGAUGUUUGGUGGAUGGUGAGAUUAGGAGAGAGAAAGAAAAGGCUUUUCCACAGCGGUAAAGUCAGUAAUGCUGCAGAUGAUGAGUUCUAACCUAAGGGACGAAGGUUGACUUUUUGCACUUCUGUAUAUAGUCAAAUGAACAGAGAAAAAAUGUGUAUCAUAUUGAGAUAUUAUUUUGAAUAAAAAAGAUCUAUAAUUAUAAGGAAUUUUGUUAGAUUAAUUUAAAUUCUUAAAUUAGAAGACCAGCUAAAAAAAAUUGCUUGCAAAGAAGGGCACUAGUUUCUUGGCCAAUGCAUUCAGAGAAAGCUAUGCGCUUUUUGUCUUAUUUUAUCAGUGGCUAGUAUUGCCAGGGAAUGUUGUUGGGAUUAGACAUCCCAACGUCAUGCGAACUCCACCCUUGUUGUAGGAUGACAUAUCAAAUGAUGUCCAUAUUUCAUUUGUUGGACUUGGUCAUGCAGUAUUGCUGCUCCCAUGGUACAGUUCAUACAUGAAACUCUCAAAAGUAUGUAUUCUUUAAUAGUUUGAUUUGACUGCAUGUAAAAGUACAAACAUGUAAACAAAAGAAACUGCUUAGAUAUGUAAGGAAAGAUAACACAUUCAGACUACAGAAUACACAGUAAUGUUUAUUUUCCAACUAUACAUACAGUAGAUAACAUCCACAGUGGGGAGAAAUAAUACUUCAAAUACAAGUCAUCUUACUCUUGUGUGAUAAAAUAUUUUCCAAGCAAACAUGUUAUUUAAAAAAUAAUAAAGUAUUAGCACUCAUCCACCCCAAAUACUUUCUCAUAGCCAUAAUGACAGUCGACACUGACUCACAAGAAGUUGUUUCUGCUAUCAUAGCUGUGCACUCAGCAGGCGAAGGCGCUCCACACCAAAUACGUAUUUGGCAAAUUAGUCAUAAAAAUGAAUGUAACAGUCGCCGGGCAAAGUCAGCAUGUUUCUGACUUCAGGCCUCUGUAUCGUCGCUAGAACCAAAGCAGCGUUUUCUCCAAACCAGAUGUUCAGUCUCUUGAUUGAAACCAAGGCUUCUCUUCCCUGCUGGGGGCACAUGUACGCUUUGACUGCUUUUUCCUUGUAAGUGCAACCACCAGUUAUGUAUUUGCUAACAAAUGCCACACAAUAAUGUACUAUUCUGUCUUCAGAUUUGUUUAUGCACAUUUUACUGUUGCCAUAAUUGACUCUUGCUGUAUGGAUGAAAAAAAAUCUGAAUAAAACAAUAUUUGAUUUGCUUAUGCGAUAA